AGAGCUGAGAGUGUGGCACGUAACGUUUGGUCGACUCCAACACCACCAAGCAGGAGAAAAUGAGGGGUGCAAUUGUUACAUCAUUAAGCUUCGGGCUUACUUUUGCUGUUGUUGGUCAUGCUUACUAUCAGAAAAAACAAUUUUACCCGUCAAUGGUGUAUCUAACAAAAUCAAAUGCAAGCAUGGCGGUAUUGUACUUACAAGCAUUGGUCUUUGUUGUACUAAUGGGAAAACUCUUCAAAAAAGUGUUUUUUGGCCAGUUACGAGAUGCUGAAAUGGAACACAUGAUUGAACGAUCCUGGUAUGCAGUGACAGAAACCUGUCUGGCAUUUACAGUAUUUCGUGAUGAUUUUAGUCCACGCUUUGUUGCCAUGUUCACUCUUCUUUUGUUCCUAAAAUGUUUCCAUUGGUUGGCUGAGGACAGGGUGGACUAUAUGGAAAGAAGCCCAGUGAUUUCCUGGAUAUUCCACAUUAGAGCCAUCAUGAUAAUGGUUGUUCUAAGCCUUCUUGACUUGUGGUUUAUUAACAAUGCAUACUACUAUACACUUACCAAAGGUGCCUCUGUUCAGCUUGUCUUUGGAUUUGAGUAUGCUAUCCUAUUGAGUGUUGUUGUAAAUGUUUUGUUCAAGUAUAUUCUGCGUUUCAUCAAGGUGCUAUUGUACACUGCAUUCAUGGCAAUCAUGAUCAAAGUGCACACAUUCCCAUUGUUUGCCAUUAGACCAAUGUACUUGGCAAUGAGAUCAUUCAAGAAAGCUGUUAAUGAUGUGGUGUUGUCAAGAAGAGCAAUCAGAAAUAUGAACACAUUAUAUCCAGAUGCAACCCCUGAGGAACUUGCAGCUGGUGAUAACGUGUGCAUUAUUUGUCGUGAGGAGAUGGCCACCAACUGUAAAAAGCUGCCGUGCAACCACAUCUUUCACACCAGUUGCCUACGAUCCUGGUUCCAGAGGCAGCAGUCUUGUCCAACGUGUCGUAUGGAUGUUUUACGGAUGCCUGCAGCACAACCACAACAAGCACAGACCCCACAGCCACAACAAAAUCCUAAUCCAAAUAUUCCUGGUAUGGUGCCUCCAUUUCCUGGCUUCCCAUUUUUCCCUAUGCAGCCUGGUCAGUUUCCACAUCCUGGCCAAUUCCCACAGCCAGCAAUGCCUUUCCCUCAACAACCACAGAAUACCACAGGUACUUCACAAGGUACACCCAGUACAGUGACAGGAGAGACUGGUGCAACUUCUACUGUGCUACCUGGAAAUCCAAUGUUUCCUGGAAUGAUGCCCCCUCCAUUUAUGAUUCCCCCACCUUUAAUGAUUCCACCAUUCGGUGUUCCGCCACCCAGACCCCCUCCAAACUUUCAAGGCUUGAAUGAUGAAGAAUUAAGAGCCAUGGAGGGUACGGAACGUUCGCAUAUGGAAGCAAGAAUCGAAUGCCUGCGCAGUAUACAUACAUUCCUUGAUGCAGCUAUGAUACAAAUUCAACAGUAUACAACAGUCAUGCAGAGCUUAGGAAUCAAUCUACCAGAAAGCAAUACUACAGCUCCGACUGCUACUGUAUCAUCAACUACUACAGUUACAACACCAGUAGUGUCUUCAACUUCUGAUACAACUCCGCAAAAUAAUGACAGUAUAAAUAACGAAGCAGCAGCAGCAACAAGUCCAGAUGAAGGAACUGAAAUUGAUGCAAAUGAAUUGGGUGCUACUGGAGGACAAGAAGAACCUGUACCUGAACUUAUAACCGAUGACUAUGAACCAGAAUUUGAAAUGACCCCUGGGGAACAUGACCAUCAAGAGAUACGACGGAGGAGAAUACAAAGAUUAUCAAGUGAACAAUUACAAACAGAUUCCACUUUAGAUUCAUCUGACAAUGUUGAUGAUUCUUCAUUAAAUUGAUAAUAGAAUUUUAAUUAAUUUUUCCUGUAAUAGUAAAUAUGAGGUGUUGUGACAAAGUGAGUCUUGUGGUACGCCAGGUCAAUUUGAUAUAUUCAAGAAAAUAUAUUUUGACAAAAAUUGUGUUUCAAUUUUUCUGAUAAGUUUAAUGUGUAUAUUUCAUAGUAGCAAAAUUUCCGAGUUGACUUACCUAAGGUAAUUAUGUUUUUGAGGCACAUUUUGUAAAGUUAUUUUUAAAAAUUAAUAGGAAAACCAACACAAAAUGUAUCAGUUGUUUAUGUUUAGGGACGAUUUUCUCGUAAGUAUGUUUUUAGACAUCUGAAUUUUAAAAUGAUCUUACUCCAGUUUUACUCAACCUAGGAACAUGAUUUAAAGACCAAAAUAAAGCUUAUAUAUUCAUCUAUCUAAAUAUAUCAAUAACUCAUUUUUUAUUUUUUUUUACCACAAGACAUAUUUUGUCACGACAGCUCACAAAUCAGUUAUGUGACAUAACAAUGUUGUCGGGUUAAAUCCAGAAGACUGUAUAUUUUGUUAAAACUAAUAUACAACUACUAUAGUGAAACAUAUUAGGUCUCCCUCGAAUUUAAGAUCGCGUUUGUGAGUGGAGUUUCCAUGGUUGUUAACAGCUUUUGUGUCUAAUUAGAAUGAUAAAGAUAAAAGACAUUUGUUAAUUUGGGACCACAGAAUAGUAGCUUUUAAUUGGUGGUCUUUAAUUUGAGGGGUCAUAAUUUAGAGGAAGACCUGUAUUUAAGAAAUUCUAAAUAUGUCUUUGUUUUCAUGUCACUUUUAAAAUUAAUUGAUCAGUUACUCCUUGCUUAUAUUGGAUUAAAUUACUAUAUUAGUUUUUAUUCCAUUCCUUUGUGAGAGAUUACGUUAUUCCAUAGCAUAUAUUUAUUUCCUGUACAGGAAUGUGGUAAUUAUAAUAAUAUAUUAAUUUAAUUUUUUAUGAUAGAAUAUGCAUAUUAUAAAUUUUUUUUGUGUUGAUUUUAUCAUGAGGUAUUUUUUUUUUAAAUUUUAUAAAUACUUCAAAUCAUAUUCUUAACCAUACUUCAUUAAUACCCGGAGAUACUCACUUGAUCUAACACAAAUACAUCAUCUCGAACGUCCUAUUUAAUUAUUUUUAUGCAGUAUUGUCUCGCAGACUUAUGGUAGUUGUUAUUUUUGCUUGAAUCCUAAUUGUUGCUUAGUUUAUCUGAAAUGGCAAUGUUGUUAGCUUAGAAUCAAAAGUCAUUCACCUGAGAAUUAAAAUGGAUUAGCCUCUGUUAAUUGGUCAAAAUUGUGAAUUAUUAUAUUUUCUUAAUGUGUAUGUUAUACACAGUAGUUGUAUUAAGCAUUUACUGUACUAAAUCUUAAUUUUCUUGUUUUGCAAGUGCAUAAAAGUUCAAAAAACUUGUGCCUAAUACUGAAAGUUCACCAUUAUUAUGUUGUUUUGGUAGUUCAAACUAUAAUUUGUCAAGACAUGGUGCAUUUUUAUUACACAAAUGUAUCUGCUUCAAACUGUUAAUCAUAAAUCUUGGGUUUUCCGUUGUAGUUUGUACAAAAAAUUGCAAUAAUGUGACAAAAGCAACUGCCAAUUCUCUACAAUAAUGAUCAGGGAAGAGUUAAAUUACAUUUCACUGUUCCCAGAUAAUGAUGGAGUUUAUUGUCACUGAUAUAAAGUUGGUCUUAUUGAUAAACCUUAAAAUUUAUGGCUGGAGUUGAAUGCUACACAAAAUAACUGUUUUUCCUUUUAGUUUCAAACAGCACUGAAUAUUUUUAGUUCAUGAAUUGUUUGAAAUUUGGCUGCAUCUAGAUCAGUCUGUGCUUCGUUAUGACGGUGUACAGACCAAUGUAUAUACAGAGAAAUUUAUAUGUGUGAAUGUAUUUGAAAUAUUUCAUCUGGUUUCAUUGUUUCAAUCAAGUAAUGAAUGUGAUUGUAUUAUUUCUGUUUUUAAUUCAUUAUUUAGUUAAUUGGCAAAGGAUUGCCAUUAGCAAAUGUAAUCACUGCCCUACUUAUUUCGCAGCCUCUCACAAGACAAACAAUACAGACAUAAGUUUAAUUAUAUGACCUAGGGACUGAAUUUGUUAUUGGUGGUUAGAAAAAUCCUGUAACAUUGUGACAAGAAUUGAAUACAUGACCCUGUGAUUAGAGGGCAUGCAUCUUUAACUGCCAACCUAAAAGUCUAGUCAUCAGACGUAAUUAAUCAGAAGUGUUACUCUAAAAUGAUAUUUUUUACAUCACUAAUUCUAACUGAAUGUUAUUGUCUGUAUGGAAUAGGUUAGGGCAAUUAUAUCCAUUGAAUAUCCAAUCAUAAUUAGGAAUUUGCUUAUUCACUGGUGUAAAAAUAGCCACUGCCUGUUGUAAUUUCGUGAUGUCAACAUGGCCGACAUGAUAGUGGGCUGAAUGUGGUACACAUGCACAGUUUAUUUUACUUAUUAGAUUGAGUUGAUGCUGUUGUUUUAACCAUGGUACUGACAAUAGUUUUCUUUCAAUUUUAGAACACCACCUAGAUGUGGUUUAUCAUUUUAUUCAGUAUUUGCUUUUUGAUUUUCUCAAAAUGUUUAUGAAUUAAUAUUUAUAUUUAUCACAA
Molecule: messenger RNA, 4447 nt
Organism: Anneissia japonica
Lineage: Eukaryota; Metazoa; Echinodermata; Crinoidea; Comatulida; Comatulidae
Product: E3 ubiquitin-protein ligase synoviolin B-like
Cellular component (GO): cytoplasm
Source: RefSeq, a predicted model, not a curated record